This is a messenger RNA of Musa acuminata AAA Group (dessert banana), 2200 nucleotides long. Its product is annotated as zinc finger protein ZAT2-like. Lineage: Eukaryota; Viridiplantae; Streptophyta; Magnoliopsida; Zingiberales; Musaceae. The transcript has a single exon. Bases 1352 to 2200 code for a protein of 282 amino acids. The record is from RefSeq and is a predicted model, not a curated record.
ACAUCGAGGUAAAUAUUUACAAAGGAAAACAGUUUUCCGUAAUGUUUUCUAUGCGAUCACACAGUCCUAGAUGCAUAUUUGUCUUUUUCUAGCAAACAUGCCCAAACAUCUCCAAAUGUCGUCCAAUGCAAACAACGAACAGAAGCAUGAUGGUUUCCUCCUUUUCGAUCUCAAACCCUAACAACUGCGGAUGAAAUGACAACACCGGUCCCCAGUGGGAGAGACGGGAAAUUGCAUGCAAGACGACCUUAAAGGAGAGGGUAAGACCAAGAAAUACUAUAAGAAUCACCACGAGAAGUCAUCAUGUCCAAGUUAAAAGCGAGAGCGGCCCAGAUUGCCAUACUGGGGCUUGGGGUCGCCGCCGGAAGCGACGGUGUCGGAAUCUUGGGCCCGGACGAGCCUCAAGCGGCAUCUUCUCCGCUUAGGAAAAGGAAAGGCGACGGAGCGCGGGAGAAGAGAGGGAGGAGAGGGGGAGGAGAAGCAGAGGGACGACCGAGAGGAGGAGGAAGGCGACGGCUCGGAAAGAAGCUUGGAGGCAAGGAGGGAUGACAUGAGAGCUCCCUUGCUCGCUCUUCCCUCAGACGGUGUCCACGAGGUGCUCACUCUUUUGCCUCAGUAAAGAGAAGUCGGAGGCUCGGAUCUCGCCCGUUGGAUCAGCGGUUUUUGACGGCAGUCAACGUAAAUAAAUAAUUCAAAGCCCACUUCGAAUGAGAUGACCCGAGUCUUCUUUUACCAACCUUUUGCCCACGUUACCGCCGAACAAUAACAGUUCACACGCACAUUAUAUCAAACACUGUUAAGGAGAGGAUCUGAUCGAGUUCGGCGUGGCGGUAUUGAGAUCAAAGAGUUACUUUCCUCUGCCACAUUCCACUCUCCGCGCUCGCCUCCGUUCCGUUACAUGCGGGACUCCGAGAAGCGAAAGCAACGAGCAAACUCGAACAACGAGUUGCUCCUCUAAUAAGAGAGAGCAAAGGCAGAGAGGAUCUCCAAUGGCCUCGAGGCUCGGCUCUCUCCCUUCCCAACUCGGAUCCCCUCCCCUGCACCACCGCCACCACCUUCGCUGCCGCCAGUUCGCCUCCCUCUCCUGGUGCCGAACGUCAGCGCCAUCGCAGCUCCGCCUCUUCUCCGCUUCGGCCUUUGGGUAUGCUAUGUUAAAGUCAUGGUUAUCACAAGGUAGCCUACAAUAAGAUGACAAGAAUUCACCGGGCAUGUAUCAUCACAAUUGUCUUUCUCUGAAACCGUGCAAACCAACCGCCAACUGAACGCAGCGCUUCCCCGUGCGACGCCUCGGUUCGGUGCGCUAUGUUUACUCCCUCGUCUGACACCAACUCCAUCGGCCCGUACAACUCCGAUGAGCGCUGCGCAUGCCCCUGUUCCACCACCCCACCGUUCUGGUGGCGGCGGCCUCGCUGCCGCUGAUGAUGGUGGCGCAGGCGGUGAUGAUGACGGCAACGACCCGUCCCGCCUCAAGCGGACUCACACUGUCGACGCCGACCCCGUAUUCUCGGAGGAGGAGGCAGAAGAAGAGGAGGAGGAAAAAGAUGGCCUUGAUAUCCCACCUGACCGGUUGCCCCCUUUGGAUAUCCUUCGUCCUCCCCCCCACCUGAGCGGGUGGCAGAGGGACACUGCCCCCGCUCUCGCUCCGCACCAAUGCCACGUCUGCGGCAGGACAUUUAGGUCCGCCAAGUCCCUGCACGGCCACAUGAGAUCUCACCCGGCACGGAAGUGGCGCGGGGCCGUCCCGCCGUCUAUGCGUCCGGGGUUCGAGCAAGAGGCCGCGGACUCCUUGCUCCUGCUAUCCGGCGCGGGGAUAGCGCAGCAGAGGAAGUACGUUUGCGACGGGUGCAAGCAAGAGUUCGACACCCGGCAGGCACUCGGCGGCCACCGUGCGAGCCACAGGAACCGGAAAGGCUGCUACGCAAGAGCCAAGGAAGUAACAAGGGGCGGCUCCAAGAGGAAAGAGCAACAUCCAGGGAGAAGCGGCGGGGAGACGUCUUGGGCCGAGGAACAGGCGGACGAGGCGGAGGGAGAAGAAGGUGCAGCGGAGGCACCUACGGCGUCAGGGGGAGCGGUCGAGGGGACUUCUAGAAGUAGUAAGAGGAGACGGCGGGAGCAUCGGGUGGAUUUGAAUUUGCCGCCAGUGUCAUCGUCCGACACCGGCAGCGCAAGCUCGUCUUCUGCUGUCAACAGUGCUCCCUAG